AUGACCCCGACGAGGACAUCAGCCAGACCAUAGAGAACGUCCGCCAAGAGGCGAAGCUCUUUGCCAUGUUGAAGCACCCCAACAUCAUCGCCCUCAGGGGGGUGUGCUUGAAGGAACCCAAUCUCUGCUUGAUCAUGGAGUUUGCCCGCGGAGGAUCCCUGAACAGAGUGCUGUCCGGGAAGAGGAUCCCGCCGGACAUACUGGUGAACUGGGCCGUGCAGAUCGCAAGGGGCAUGAACUACCUGCACGAGGAAGCCAUCGUGCCCAUAAUUCACCGUGACCUCAAGUCCAGCAACAUACUGAUACUCGAAAAGGUGGAAAAUGGAGAUCUGAGCAACAAGAUAUUGAAGAUCACGGAUUUCGGCUUGGCCAGGGAAUGGCAUAAAACUACCAAAAUGAGUGCGGCUGGGACAUACGCCUGGAUGGCUCCCGAGGUCAUCCGCUCCUCCAUGUUCUCCAAAGGCAGCGACGUGUGGAGCUAUGGCGUGUUGCUCUGGGAGCUGCUAACAGGAGAGGUACCAUUCCGAGGAAUUGAUGGUCUCGCAGUUGCGUAUGGUGUUGCCAUGAAUAAACUUGCCCUUCCCAUCCCUUCCACGUGUCCAGAGCCUUUUGCCAAACUCAUGGAAGAUUGCUGGAAUCCUGAUCCACACUCACGGCCUUCCUUCACCACCAUCCUGGACCAUCUCACAGCCAUAGAAGAAUCUGGUUUCUUUGAAAUGCCCAAAGAUUCCUUCCAUUCCCUGCAGGAAGACUGGAAACAAGAGAUUCAAGAGAUGUUUGAUCAACUCAGAGCCAAAGAGAAGGAGCUACGCACAUGGGAAGAAGAGCUGACUCGUGCUGCUGUUGAACAGAAAAAUCAUGAGGAGCUGCUGCGACGGCGGGAACAGGAGCUGGCAGAACGUGAGAUUGACAUCCUGGAAAGGGAACUCAACAUCAUCAUCCACCAGCUCUGCCAGGAGAAGCCCCGGGUGAAGAAACGCAUGGGGAAGUUCAAGAAGAGCCGGCUCAAGUUGAAGGAUGGCAAUCACAUCAGCCUCCCCUCAGAUUUCCAGCAUAAAUUCACUGUGCAAGCUUCUCCAACGAUGGAUAAAAGGAAAAGUUUGAUCAGUAGCUGCUCCAGUCCUCCUGCAAGUCCUACCAUUAUUCCCAGACUCAGGGCUAUACAGUUGACUCCUGCUGAAAGCAGUAAAACAUGGGGACGAAACUCAGUCCUUCCAAAGGAGGAAGGAGGAGAAGAAGAAGAGAAGAGAGGCCAGAAGAAGAAAGGACGCACCUGGGGACCAAGUUCUCUUUGUCACAAGGAGCUAGGUGCAGGAGAAGAUGGUCUGAAAGCUCUGGUAGAAGGAUGCAAACAGUGGUCUUCCAGUGCUCCAAACCUAGGGAAGAUUCAGAGAACUGUGCCUGCUUUCCCAGGAUUUACCAGCUUAGCAGAGAUGGACGAUGAAGACAGUGAAUGUUUUAAUGGAGAGGGCAAAGUGCACCCUUCACCUGGCCCCAACCAGUCAUACCUCUGCAUCCCGUUUCAGAAGAAUGAAGACUGGGAUGGGCCUUCUAGCGAUGCCAAUGAGGAGUCCACUCCUGUGAACUCUGCCACCAGCACCCCACAGCUGACCCCCACAAACAGCCUCAAACGCAGCGGCUCCCACCACAAACGGUGUGAGGUUGCUCUGCUUGGCUGUGGGGCGGUGCUGGCUGCUGCAGGCCUGGGCUUUGACCUGCUAGAAGCAGGGAAGUGUCAGCUGUUGAUUGAGGAGGAGCCAGAACCACCCAAGGAGGAGAAGAAGAAGCGUGACAGCAUUUUCCAGCGAGCCGGACGUCCACGUAGGAGCACGAGCCCACCUUCCCGGAAGAUCUUCAAGAAAGAGGAGCCCACGUUGUUUCUGGGCGAGCCAUCCACAUCCCUGACCCUUCUUUCCCUGUCUUCCAUUUCUGAAUGUAAUUCCACCCGCUCCCUGCUGCGCUCGGACAGUGAUGAGAUUGUGGUGUAUGAAAUGCCUGUCAGCCCCGUGACAGUCAAGGCUCCCUUGCCAGCCAUUAACAACCCGCUGGUCAACGUGCAGAUUGAGAGGUUCAAACAAGACCCCAACCAGUCCCUGACUCCCACACACGUGACAGUCUCUUCCCACCCGCAGCAAGGUGGGCACAGGCGCACACCUUCCGACGGGGCCAUCAAAGGGACCGGACUCCUUGUCAAUGGAUGCCCAACCAGCGGGUGCCCUUCCAGUAGCUGCUUAACUGGAACGCUAGGAGCAGGUGUAUUAAAAACACCUAGUCCAAGCCGAGAUCCGAAUGAGGUCCCUCGCCUGCCAGACCCCAACCUGGUUUUCCCUCCGACGCCGAGACGCUGGAACGCGCAGCAGGACCCUGCCCUGGAGCGGCCCAAGACGCUGGAGUUCCUGCCGCGGCCGCGGCCCGCGGCCAGCCGCCAGCGCCUGGACCCGUGGUGGUUUGUGUCCCCCAGCAAUGCCAAGGGGGAAUCCUCUGCCAACAGCUCGAGCACUGACACUCCCAGCAACCUGGACUCUUGUUUUGCUAGUAGCAGCAGCACUGUGGAAGAGAGAGCCGGACUUCCCGCGCUGCUUCCUUUCCAGGACUGCUGGUGCUCCAAAUCUCGAAAGAAGUGCUUCGCUGUAGUGCACUAGAUUCCCGAGAAGAUAGAAGCCAGUCAGAAAAGCUCCCAAAUCCCCUUCUCCUCCUGGUUCUGGAGAAGCAUCUUAGGAUAAAGUUCGUUGAUAUCCUCCAUAGCAGUGUGCUCUUGAGAGAGAUGGUGAAAAUCUUGCGAGAGAUGGUGAAAAUCGUGCUAUAAAAAUAUUAUAAUAAAUGUACCCGUUCUUCAGUAUCUGAAUAAGGUGCACAUGGUUUUUUGCCAAGAAAAUGAGGAAAAGAUAGCACGAGAACAUGAAACCACUGAGCAAAGAUAAAAUGGCAAAAAAAUGGAGUGAAAUAUGUGAAAUACAAGACUCGCAAAGCAAGAGGAUAUUUUUUAUUACCAAUAAUAACUAACAGCAGCAAACAAGAUAGUUGCUGAGAAAAAAAUCUCGUCUGGAAAAACUUACAUUCAGUAAUUUGUGGCAUUAAUGUAUUAAUUUAGGAAACGGAAAAAGUUUGCCAGCCCUUAAAAAUAUGCUGUUCUUAGGUCUCUUUUCUCCUGUAAAAUUGAAGGGAAAGCACAAUUAUAGCAACCAAUAAUAAAAAAAAAAGAUAAACUUUGGAUACACUUCUACUGGUUUCACCAAAGUUGUGUGGAACAGAUAGAGAGAGAAAAGCAUUUAUGUCCAAACCCAGGUGCUGAUGGCUCUGGGCUUGUUCUCCUAGUAUUGUUCCUCACGGGCUGCACAGUGCUCUGCUUUGCCAUCGGGUAGGUUUUAUUUCCUUUAGCUCCUUAUUAGAAGUGCUAAUGUAACUUUUUGUAUUAUUUUUUUGCUC
This is a messenger RNA of Nothoprocta perdicaria, 3426 nucleotides long. It is a transcript of the gene MAP3K9, whose product is annotated as mitogen-activated protein kinase kinase kinase 9. Gene Ontology annotation, molecular function: ATP binding; JUN kinase kinase kinase activity. The transcript is spliced from 11 exons. Gene Ontology annotation, biological process: protein phosphorylation. Lineage: Eukaryota; Metazoa; Chordata; Aves; Tinamiformes; Tinamidae. The record is from RefSeq and is a predicted model, not a curated record. The coding region runs from base 66 to 2642 and encodes 858 amino acids.